Molecule: messenger RNA, 1705 nt
Organism: Trichoplusia ni (cabbage looper)
Lineage: Eukaryota; Metazoa; Arthropoda; Insecta; Lepidoptera; Noctuidae
Product: cilia- and flagella-associated protein 53-like
Exons: 11
Coding region: 37-1659 (540 amino acids)
Source: RefSeq, a predicted model, not a curated record
UUUACACCCUUUUAUGAGAACUGGAGUAUAGCUAGCAUGGAACCGUUACCUCCCCGGCAGAAUACCGCGCCCAAAGACGGGUACGGACCCCGCGGAUACCCGGACUGUUACUAUACAUCACGCGUCUUAAACUCGACAUUCCGUUACGUGAAGUUCGUGAAGAAACUCCGCGCUUUAGAAGAGGAACAACGUCGAGGCGCCGCCAACAGUCUCAAGGAACUCAAUGACAAGCAGUACAGUGACUUCUUCAUACGAUGUGAUCGCAGAUCGCUCAUAAAAAAUGUGGCUCGACGAGUGGAUCUAUGUAUGGCAUCCUAUGAAGAAGAUCUCAAGGAAAAGAAGAAAAGAUUAGUAGCCCUCCUAGAAGCGGAAGAGGAGAUGAAUAUCCGUAAGUUCGUGGAAGAGGCGCAGGCGGGCGUGGAGGCGCUGUGGCAGGACAAGAAGGACCGCCUCGCGUACUUACUCGCUAAGCGACAGAAGGAACACGAAGAAAAGUAUAAGGAUACUCCUCUUUCGAAAUGCGUGCACGUAACAGCAUGCAUACACAAGUGGCGCGCUAAGGAGGCGCAGGAGAUCCAGCGCUACCAGAUGAAGGAGAAACAAGCGAGGAAGAUGGCGGAGCGCGAGAUCGACCAAAUGUGGCACGAGGUCGCUAUGAAGGAGUCUGAAGCUUUGGCUGCUCGUAUGGAACUAGACACAAUCGAACGUCUCCGUCGCGACCACGCCUGCAAGGAGAACAGCGACUUCCAGAUAGAGCUGCGACGGCAACAGCGGGAGAAAGAGAGGGAGGUACUUAAAGCGGAGUCGCUACGCAUGAGGGCGGAGUUUGAAGCAUACGCUAGGAAAGAAGAUGAAGAUGCAGUCAAACGAGCAGAAAUGCGUAAAGAACUAGCGGCGGAAAGGGACCAGAUGUUGAAAGAGCGACAAGAGACCGUUGCUAAGAAACAAGCUGAGGUCAAGCUCAUUAAUGACACGUGGGACUCGUUAGCCGACAUGGGCCUGGCUGAACAGAAGAGGCAUGAGGAAAUGUUGAAACAAAAGGAGCGAGACCUCGACGAAUGCAACAAGAAGAUGGCGAUGUAUAAGAAGGGGCUGAACGCGAUGGCGGCCGCCGACAAAGCCCUGCUGGAGCAGGAGGCUCAGCGCGUGCAGGACAAGAUGGACCUGAAGAGGUGCGAGUUCGCUAAGAAGCUGAGGAAGUCUACCAAGGAUGUCCGAGCAGCGAUCGUGGAACAAAUGAAAGAGAACGCAGAAACACGCGCGUCCAAAGAACUUCACAAACACGACGACGAUGGCUACUAUAAGCAGGUGUUCAACCAAAUGUCACAACUGGUGGCGCACAAGGAGAUGACCGAGGCUCAAGCCAGGAAGCUGUAUAAGAACCAGCUGUUAGAGCAGAUGGAGUAUAACAAGCUGUUGAAGGAACGCGCAAAACAAGAAGAAUUGGAGCAAAGGAAGAAGUGCCAGUUAGCGGCUGAUGAGUACCAACAGGAGAUCAACAGGAUGGUUUGCAGGCCAUUCUUGAGCGAUGAGAUCCAUCCCUUCAUGCAGCAGAUGGCUAAAGGUCUUCGUAUGAAGGAGAAGUGUCCGUGCUCGAAGCCGACAUACUGCGCCGACCCCAAGCCAGCCCCAAAGAAGGCUGCUAAGAAAACGGUUUGAUAUGAACUACUUACAUAUAUUUGUGAUUAUAUUUUUUCGGUUUGUU